ACGGUGCCACUCGAACCGGAGUCGUCUAUUCGUCUCUGCCGCCGCCGCGAACCUCCCGAGCAGAAGAGUUCUUGCUUCCGCCUCCUCCUGGAACUCCAUCCCCCCUGUCCUACUCGAAGUUGGUAUAUCUUUUCUUGUCUAUUCUUCUUCUUUUCCUAAUCGGCUCGUGUUCGAAUCCGUUUCGAGGUUGAGCCCUUUCCAUACACGCCGCGCGGCGCGACUCGCGAUCGGAGUCGUCCAAGAACUCUGCUUCCGUUGCGAAAUCGUAGGUCGGCGAUUCGGCAAGUUAUAUAUCGGGACCGAUCUCGGCGUUUCGGCUGCUUGGGAUUUCUCGGCAUCGGUGAGAGGACGAGUCCAAGAACUUGAUCCAAGAACAGAGGGGAGAGGAGAAGAGGAGGCGGCGGCCGCGGCGGCAAGGGCACGCGGCAGCGAGCAAUGAGGAUAAAGAAAGGGAGCCACGUGGAGGUGUGGACGCAUGAGACGGCGUCGCCGGUCGGUGCGUGGCGCGGCGGCGAGGUGCAGUGGGGCAACGGCCACUCGUACAUCCUGCGGUGGCACGAUGGUGCGCCGGACUCCGGGCGUAUCUCGAGGAAGAUCGUCCGUCCGCGCCCGCCGCCUGCCCCGGUGCCAGGCGACCUGGACGCCGGGGACAUGGUGGAGGUGUUCGACGAAGACGACUACCUCUGGAAGUGCGCCGAGGUCGUGCGCGCUGGUGGCGACGGCGGCGGUGAGUUCCGCGUCAAGAUUGUCGGCUCGGCCAAGGUCCUGAUGGUGCCUCCGCACAGGCUCCGCGUCCGUCAGGUGCUCAGGGACGACGACGUCUGGGUCGUUCUCCACAAGGACAACCAGAUCGCCGUGGCGAGCUCGAUGCCGUUGCGCGCCAAUGGUGGAAGAAUUGGCAUCGGCGAAGGCAACGGCGGCCUGAAGCCCGUCGCGCCAGGCUUCAAACUGUUCAAUCAGAAGAGGAGCCUCUGCAUGCUGGAUGCCAAGAUGAUCGGCAACGGCAUGAGGUUUGAGGAUAACAGCAAGAGGCUGUGUGUCAAGGAAGAGCCCAGAUUAGAAAUAGAGGUGAUCGAAGUACACCCAAACGUGUGCUUGGACAAGCAGGAUGAGAUGAGCAGUGAAGAUUGUGACGUGGUUGGAACAGGCAGUAACAGUAAUGAUGAACACCACCACCACCACCAGCAGCACAAGGAGGAGGAGGAGGACAGCGACGACGACAGUGAGUCCGAUUCAUCCUCGGGUGGCAGCAGCAGUAGCAGCGACAGCAGAACCAGGAGCGGCGACGCCGGCGAUCGCCCGGCGUCUCCCGCAAGCAGGCCCCGUGACGUUCAGAAGGUCGAUCAGCCGCGAGACCGCAAGAGAGACCACUGUGACGACACAGCUGAAUCUCGUGAGAUUGUGGGAGCGAACCAGAACGAUGAGAAGUGGACGGUGGUGGCACCGCAAGGACAAAUCCAUCGUCUGGAGAUGGAGGCCUACACUGCUCUGACGAAGGCGUUCCAUGCGUCCGGCGUCGCGCUGAGCUGGGAGAAGGCUGAGCUGCUCACUGACCUUCGCGUGCAUCUCCACAUCUCCAACGAUGAGCACCUGCAGGUGAUCAACGAGGUCUUGAACCGCAAGGGGAGAUUCAGACGACCUGGCAACUUUUGAGUAUUGAAGGAUCACCAUGCAUCUUCACUCGCAUCUUGUAUGUCUGUUUCUGUAGUUAUAGGUAUCUUGCUUGAGAGAUUGAUCAGGGCCUUGAAUUUAUAGCUUCCAGUUUUUAAAUGAAGGAACUAAAAUUGAUUCAGUUGUUCUGUUGGAAUUUCAAAUGUUCUAUUGAAAGUAAGUAGCUUUGGGGCACUAUUUUUUGACGUGCCUUUGCAA
This is a messenger RNA of Phragmites australis (common reed), 1869 nucleotides long. RefSeq lists its product as uncharacterized. The coding region runs from base 436 to 1653 and encodes 405 amino acids. Gene Ontology annotation, cellular component: nucleus. Gene Ontology annotation, biological process: defense response to fungus. The record is from RefSeq and is a predicted model, not a curated record. The transcript has 2 exons. NCBI's taxonomy places the organism in Eukaryota, Viridiplantae, Streptophyta, Magnoliopsida, Poales, Poaceae.